GCUUAGUUGCGCGCUCAUUGUCCUGCUGGUUGGACGAACCGGCAAGGAAUCAACAGCCCAAUCAACUGGCCGCCAAGUUCAAUAGAGCGUUUGAAAACCGGCGGAAUAAGCAAAAAACAAUUUCUUAAUCAACUGAAGGCAGCGAAUUCCGAAAAUAAACACACGCAUUCGAUUCCAAGAAUUAUCAAUUAAUUGAAAAAAUAUCGAAGAAUCUCUAUGGCUUGCGCAAAAAAAAAUUCAAUUCAAAAAUAAAACUAGACUGCAAAUAAAUUGUGCUUUGUGAAAACAAGAACCCUCAGAAGUUUUUUGAGGAAAACAAGAACUUUUUGUGUGUGGCAAAAGUUUUUUUUUUUUUUAUGAUUUUACCUGGCGUUUCUUCUUUGUUUACAUCAUUACGAACUGUGUGGAAAAAAUGUUUGGCCGAUAAUGAACUUAUAACACAUAGGCGAACAGCAAUCGGGAGUUUCAACAAGUUUGCCGAAAGAAAAGUUUGGCACAAAGUUUGAAAGUAAAAAAUUCUUAAUUAAGAUUAAGUUAAGCGGAAACAGCAAUUCGUGUGAAAGUGCCAAGUGAAAUAGUUUGAUUGGCCAAUCAAAAAAGAAUCUUUCAAUUGCAAUGGACAAACAUAUGUCCGAGGAAAUGCAAAUAGUUUUUGCCUUUGACCUUCUUCAAUUAAAACCAAAAUAAAUAGUGCCGUGCAGUAAUGAAAGUGUUCAAGUGGAAUACAAACAGUUCUGGAAAUAUCUCGAAAUAAAACCAACUUCAAAGGACUAUUGCAAAUUUAAAUAUGGAUAUGGAGUAUAUGACCAGCAGUAGUGGCAACAUAACUUCCACUACAGAAGCAGAUUUUAGUACAACUUUGGGCGAAUCCAAUGUCACGGAGUACAAUACAACGGAGAUGGACGCGAAUGAAUCAGCUGGCGAGGAUGAGGAGAUGCUAAGGAUAGCCUUUUUUAUUGGGGACUUCGUGCACCAGUACUAUAUACCAGUGGUUUGCUGCACGGGCAGCAUUGGCAAUAUCCUCUCCGUGUUUGUCUUCUUCAGGACCAAGUUGAGAAAGUUGUCCUCCAGCUUUUACCUGGCCGCUCUGGCUGUGAGCGACACCUGCUUCCUGGCCGGACUCUUCGCCCAGUGGCUGAACUUCCUCAAUGUGGAUAUCUAUAAUCGAAACUACUUCUGCCAGUUCUUCACGUUCUUCAGCUACCUAGCCAGCUUCUGCUCCGUCUGGUUUGUGGUGGCCUUUACCGUGGAGCGCUUCAUUGCCGUCAUCUAUCCACUGAAGCGCCAGACCAUGUGCACCGUGCGCCGGGCCAAGAUCGUUCUGUUUUGUCUGACCCUCGUGGGAUGUCUGCACUGUCUGCCCUAUAUAGUGAUUGCCAAGCCGGUGUUUAUGCCCAAACUGAACACGACCAUUUGCGAUCUCAACUCGGAAUACAAAGAACAACUGGCCCUCUUCAACUACUGGGACUCCAUAGUCGUCUACGCGGUGCCCUUCACCACCAUCGCCGUUCUGAACACCUGUACGGGUUGCACGGUGUGGAAGUUCGCCACCGUUCGCCGAACGCUGACCAUGCACAAGAUGAAGCCCCAAACGAACAGCAUGCCAUCGAACUCGUCGAACUCAUCGGGCGGCGCCUCAUCUGCAGUGGCAUCGUACCGCCUUUCGGCAUCGCUGAAGCGCCAGAAGUCGACGGGAACGCAUCCAAGUGGACAGCAUAAUGUGGCCAACAGGCAGCCGGAUGAUCAGGAGCAGCAACAGCAGUCGCAGCAUCAAAUAAACAAUUGCCAACACCAUUGCGAGAUUACACAGAAACCAGCCCGUCGCAAGGUGCAAAACUCAUCGCAGCUCAAGGUAACCAAAAUGCUGCUAAUUGUCUCGACGGUUUUUGUCUGCCUCAAUUUGCCCAGCUGCCUGCUGCGCAUCGAGGCCUAUUGGGAGACGGAGUCGGCCCGAAACGAGAAUUCCACAAUUGCUUUGCAAUAUAUUUUUCACGCUUUCUUCAUCACCAAUUUUGGCAUCAAUUUCGUGCUUUACUGCGUCAGUGGACAGAAUUUCCGCAAAGCCGUAUUGAGUAUUUUCCGAAGGGUUUCAUCCGCUCAACGGGAGGCGGGAAACACCCAAGUGACAGUUUCUGAAUACUGUCGCAAUACUGGCACAUCCACACGACGUCGGAUGAUGACGCAACAUUGUUGGAACGAAAUGCACGAGUUGCAUCCACUCAAGUGAAUGGCUGAGCUUACGGGAAAAUUAACUUAGAGGCGCUGCAAAGGCCAAUGAAUGAUGUGAAAUUGCGAAAUACGCCGCGGGAUGAGCCGGAAUUUCGUUUUUAAUUAGAUUUCAGCAAACAUAAUAUGAAAUAAGAGCACAAAGAACGUAAAAAUUACUUUACGAAAUGGAAUGGAGCACAGGCGAAACCUUUAUUUUGUGAUGUUUGUCAAGGCCAAGCGGAAUCAAACAAAAAUCAAAGAAAUCAAAAUUAAGAAUGUAGCCGCCGACUUCGAUUGUUUUAAGUGUUUAACUAACCAUAUAGUAAUAGAAUAAUUAACUUUUGUUUUGCUUCCCAAUGUAUACGCAUAUUUAAGCAGCUAUUAUAACGAACCCCAAAAUCGAAUUCAAAUCCGCACGCAAAACGUAAUUGAAACCUAACCACAGAAACACAAUUUGAAAACGUGAAUCGUAAAACCCAAUAGAUUAGAUUAAUAAAAACGUAUACCUGUCUAACCAACCAAACGCGAAAAUGUAUUCAUGUAAUAAAUGUUAAUUUCGUUAAAUGAAAA
Messenger RNA from Drosophila simulans, 2778 nucleotides. RefSeq names its product cysteinyl leukotriene receptor 1 (gene CNMaR). Gene Ontology annotation, cellular component: plasma membrane. Gene Ontology annotation, biological process: G protein-coupled receptor signaling pathway. The record is from RefSeq and is a predicted model, not a curated record. The coding region runs from base 788 to 2227 and encodes 479 amino acids. The transcript has 7 exons. NCBI's taxonomy places the organism in Eukaryota, Metazoa, Arthropoda, Insecta, Diptera, Drosophilidae. Gene Ontology annotation, molecular function: G protein-coupled receptor activity.